AUGCCGUUCCUUAUCUCAUUAACAAUUUUACAGGAUACACCCGUAUCGUCACCGAAAGUGAGUACUUCCAGUAGUCCACGCGAAGAGACUGAAGACGCAGCGGGUGAAGAUGAUAGCGAUAGCGCUCGUUUUCCGCAUCUGGAUUUUGAUUUCCUGCAGCCGAAUCGCAUUCGCGACGCCGAAGGACGGUUGGCCAGCGAUCCUGAUUAUUGUCCUCGUACUCUGUAUGUACCGGAAGGUUUCAUGAAAAAGCAAACACCUGGGCAUCGGCAGUGGUGGGCAGCCAAAUCGGCUUAUUUCGAUACAGUUUUGUUUUUCAAAGUUGGCAAAUUCUAUGAAAUGUAUCAUAUGGAUGCCGUGAUUGGUGUGGAGAACCUGAACCUCAAUUACAUGAGGGGUGGAUUUGCACAUUGCGGUUUUCCGGAAGUUGCAUAUGGGCGUUUUGCGGAUCAGCUGGUUAAUCGAGGAUUCAAGGUGGCGCGAGUGGAACAGACAGAAACGCCAUCUCAGCUGGAGAGCAGGAAUAAAGCUGAAAAAGCUAACGACAAAGUUGUGAGGAGAGAAGUGUGUAAUAUAGCAACGUCAGGAACUCGAACAUAUGGUGUUCUUGAUGGCAAUGAUCAGCAAGGAAUCAUUGAACUGAUGGAUUCUACAGCACGCUACCUGUAUGCUAUAGCUGAAAGGGGCUCAGAUCGCAUGGAGUAUGGCGUAUGUUUCGUCGAUACAACCGUUGGCCGAUUUUACAUUGGUCGCUUUUCGGACAGUGGCAGUCGUUCUGCACUAAGAACCCUUUUUGCGCAUCACCAGCCGGCGCAGAUAUUAUAUGAACGCGGCCGAGUUUCGGCUUCAACAAUGGCAGUGUAUAAUAACGCUCUCAGCGCAGUGGCAAAGGAAGCGUUAAUACCAAAGAAAGAAUUUUUGACUGCUGAAAAUACACUCAAAUUGCUGGCAAACGAAAAAUAUUUUGGUGGAACAUAUGAAAAGUGGCCCGUAGUGCUGCUCAAAAUGAUCGAUAGAAGCAGUCUGGUACCCAAAUGUGAUUCGGCCUACGAAGCAAGCAUGUCGGCCCUGGGGGCCGUGAUUUGGUACUUGAAAAGAUGCCUGGUGGAUGUCGAUAUGAUUUCGAUGCGUCAAUUUGAACUCUAUAAGCCCGUCGAUCUCACUGGUCCAUUGCCUGAAGAAAAGGAAGAGCCGAAAACCGGUGAAGCAUUAUGGCGUGGACGGCGACUUGUUCUGGACGGGCUUACACUCAAACAUCUCAACAUUGUCCCACCGGUUGGUGGUAUUAACAAAUUUGUUGCACGUGAUCCAGUCACUGCAAAAUAUGCUCUCUUCAAUGUUAUUAACAAAUGUAUCACACCUGCCGAUGCAAUUCAGUGGGUUACGGAAGCCGGAUCGAAGAAAUUUAUCCAGAGAGCCACGGAGUGCUUGAGAAAAGUACCUGAUUUGGAACGUUUAGUUCAGAAAAUACAUACGUUCGGAUUGAAAUAUCGAGCGGAAGAGCAUCCGGACAGCCGAGCACAAAUGUUCGAGACAAUGCGUUACAAUAAGCGAAAAAUACGAGACUUAGUUCAGGCUCUGGAAGGUUUUGAGCGUGUUCUCGAGCUUCGUUCGGAAUUCAUGCGGAAUUUCGGCAGUAUUUCUAGGUCAGCAUGCAUUUGA
This is a messenger RNA of Gongylonema pulchrum, 1662 nucleotides long. Lineage: Eukaryota; Metazoa; Nematoda; Chromadorea; Rhabditida; Gongylonematidae. The record is from the annotation of a GenBank genome assembly.